GUCGGCUCCCCGUCAGUGCCAUAGCAACCAGUGCAGGCAUCAACCAUCAACAUGGCCAGCAAAGCAACGACUGUGAGAGAAGCACUGGCCAAAUGGGAAGAAAAGUCAGAGACUAAAGCCAGUGAAGCUAAAGCAAUAAAACUGUAUGGUCAGGUUCCUCCUAUAGAGAAGAUGGAUGCUUCUCUCUCCACUCUCAUCAACUGCGAAAAGCUGUCUCUGUCUACAAACUGCAUUGAGAAAAUAACCAAUCUCAAUGGCCUGAAGAACCUGAAAAUACUGUCAUUAGGAAGAAAUAAUAUUAAGGCGCUCACUGGUCUGGAUGCAGUAGGGGAGACAUUAGAAGAGUUAUGGAUUUCCUAUAACUUGAUAGAGAAACUGAAGGGAAUCCAAUGCAUGAAGAAACUGAAAGUCCUCUACAUGUCCAAUAACCUGGUGAAAGAAUGGGGAGAGUUUGUGAGGAUAGCUGACCUACCAUGCCUUGUAGACCUGGUGUUUGUUGGAAAUCCUCUGGAGGAGAAGCAUUCGGCUGAGGGAACCUGGAUGGAUGAAGCCUCUAAAAGACUUCCUAAUCUGAAGAAACUAGAUGGAACCCCAGUCAUCAAACAGGAAGAGGAUGAAGGAGAUGGAGAGAGUUGAGAAGCAUGACGAUCUGCAAAAUCCAACCCUCCUCCCUAAGAAUCUUCCCUUUUUUAAGUUUUGUAUGGUUUGUCAUGUCGCUUUUCUUUAUAUAAAAUGUGAUUUUCACAACAGCGUAGACUAUGUUGUAGACCUGUAAACUGACAAUACUGCAGGCCUUAUGGGUUCUGGACCAGAAAAAGGUUUUGACAAAUCCCUAUAAGUAGAAGUACAUGAUAAGCACAAUUCCUAAUGCCAUUUACAGCAUUAGGAUUUUUUACUGUCAAAAAGUAUGAAAGAUAUUGAAGUGAAUACUAAUGUGUUUUUAUAGUGUCCUUGAUUUUAUAUGACUCUUAAGUUUUUCAAGCACAGUGUAGCACAGACUAGUGAGCAGAGACAUUUGUGUGGACCACAUGUUGAUCGGGUAAUACCAUUAACUCAAUGCUGCUUGACCUCCUGUAGCCUAUUAGGAGUCGGCUGCUACAUUUACAUCACAUUGGACUAAGAAGUGGAGCACCUGGUUAGAUAGAGUGACUUUGAGUGAUACAUUUUAGUGUCAACCACAAAUGAAAUAUCCAGCAAAUAGUUGUAUCUUACCAUGUUACUAAAACGGCACACUGUUUUUCAUGGUUGUUAUUAGAAUUCAGGACUUGCUGAAAUCAGGGUUUACCACCAAACUGACUUCUCAGGUAGUAAGCAGUAGUACUGUUCAAACAGGAGGUUAAGUUAGUGUGUACUUUCCUUCUCAUGGGACUUUAAGGUACCAUCUCCACCUACAUUGAAACAGCCUUUGGACAGGACUGUGGAGCCAUCAGAGCUGAGUGUAAAAACAUACAUGACCAAAAUAAAUCCUCAGCUCUGUUUGGCACUGUGUUGUUUCAGAUAGUCCAGGCUGACAUAAUUAUAAUAACAUUUGUGUGAGUAAAAUGAUUUUCAUAUUUUAAAUUAUUUUAGGAACGUCUGUACUUACAGUUGUGAGAUAUUUAUGAUUUUAAAUGAUUUUGUUAUUUCAAAUAAAUAAA
Molecule: messenger RNA, 1637 nt
Organism: Seriola dumerili (greater amberjack)
Lineage: Eukaryota; Metazoa; Chordata; Actinopteri; Carangiformes; Carangidae
Gene: dnal1
Product: dynein axonemal light chain 1
Exons: 8
Coding region: 52-636 (194 amino acids)
Cellular component (GO): cytoplasm
Molecular function (GO): protein kinase binding
Source: RefSeq, a predicted model, not a curated record